Varanus komodoensis (Komodo dragon) is the source of this 1461-nucleotide messenger RNA. RefSeq names its product beta-1,4-N-acetyl-galactosaminyltransferase 2 (gene B4GALNT2). The record is from RefSeq and is a predicted model, not a curated record. Gene Ontology annotation, biological process: UDP-N-acetylgalactosamine metabolic process; UDP-N-acetylglucosamine metabolic process. Bases 127 to 1461 code for a protein of 444 amino acids. Lineage: Eukaryota; Metazoa; Chordata; Lepidosauria; Squamata; Varanidae. The transcript is spliced from 10 exons.
UGUGUGACUGUGAUUUCGUACUCUUACUACACAAUCAGAUGGAGGCAAUCCAGACGUAAAACUGACAGGAACUCUUUGGAAACCCCAUUUCCACUUAAGCUUUUGCCAGAUGAAAAGUACAAGUCCAUGUUUCAGUUUGAUGGAAUCUGGCUAGGACCAAAAAAUCACUGUGAGUGUGCCAGAACCAGCAAGAUGACGGUUUAUCAGUUGGAUAACUACAUUGAUAAAGAUAAACUUGCUGCCCUCACAGAACGACGUGAGAAGGAAUUCCGAGAUUAUCAGAGGAGGUAUCCACUUGAGACCAAAGAUGUCCUUAUUGCACAGCCAAACUCUCCUUUAAGCUACCCCUUUCAAGGAGUCGAGGUGAUGCCUUUGCAUACUGUUAUACUUCCAGGACUUGGUUUCCAUGGAGCAGGUAUGGAAGAACAGCAGGUAAUUCUACAGGCUUCAUUUGGUGCUCUGAACACCCUUGCUGAUGUUUCUGAAGACGUGGUGCGUGGGCGAGGGGAGAAACUGCUGAACAUUUCCACUCGCCAUGUACAGCUGCUGAAUCACAUCCUCAAACACGUCACUUACACAAGUACAAAGUACAUGCUGGAUGCAGUGGACGUGGUGAACUUUACAAUAGGAACUCAUCAGGUGAGGUUUCCUGUGACCAUCCGCCAGCCAGCCCUCCCAAGACUGUUUGACCCAGGACCAGAUAACAACAUCAAUAAUAUGGUGACCAUCACAACAAAGACUUUCUUGCGCUACCACAAGCUGCGAGUUCUCAUCAAGAGCAUCAGGCUGUAUUAUCCAAAUAUGACAAUAAUUGUCGCAGAUGACAGUGAAAACCCAGAAAUGAUUAAAGAGGCCAAUGUGGAACAAUUCAUUAUGCCUUUUGGAAAGGGCUGGUUUGCAGGAAGAAACCUUGCCAUCUCUCAGGUCACAACCAAAUAUUACCUCUGGGUGGAUGAUGACUUCCUGUUUACUGACCAAACCAAGAUUGAGAAACUGGUGGACGUCUUGGAGAAUAGCAACUUGGAUGUGGUGGGUGGCAGUGUGGCUGGAAAUGACUACAAGUUUAAGAUCACCUAUGAAGAAGGAGAGGACAGCAGCUGCCUGCACCUCCGAUAUGGCUCGUACCACCGCUUGGAAGGCUUCCCCAACUGUGUAGUCACCAGUGGCGUGGUCAAUUUCUUCCUCGCUCGCACAGAGGAGAGCCGGCGUGUUGGCUUUGACCCAAAACUUCUAAGGGUGGCUCACUCAGAAUAUUUUAUGGAUGGACUGGGGAAUUUGCGGGUUGGAUCCUGCAACCAUGUCGUCGUCGGUCACCAGCCACGCCAUUCUGCAACUAACUCUCAGGAAGAAACCUCAGAGAAGACUUACGGAAAAUUUCGGAUGAGUACACAGGCAGAGGUUCGGUUUAAGCUAGCUUUGCAUUAUUUUAAGAACAGGAUGAAAUGCUACACAAAAGCUUAA